UACAGCACUGUCGCCACACUCCAUGACAGGUCAUAGCAGUAAGCCCUUGUGAACAUGGUACUUCUCUAGUGCCAGACUCUGCUGCUGCCACCAUGUCUUGUUUGGGCAGUCAUCUCUCUCAGCACACUUGAGGCCAUCACAGCAGGCGAGCUACAAGUCCUACAGACUGGACGAUGGGGAAUAUGAUGCGAGCUGCGAGUGCCAGAGUCAAGGUCAACACGGACAACCAUGACAGCUCUCAAAAAGGUUUGGAAGACGACAUUGUGGUGGUGCUUCAGGACUACCCGUCUCGUGAAAUCAGCGAGCCCAUUUACAGGAUGGGGGAGAAGCUCAGAGUUAUCGCUCAGGAGGCUUACUGGUGGAGAGUCCGCUCUAUUCAAACAGGAAAUGAGAACUACAUACCCAACAGCCAUGUGGCCAAAGUGUACCAUGGGUGGCUGUUUGAGGGGGUGGAGAGGCAGAAGGCCGAGGAGCUGCUCUUACUACCUGUGAACAGAGUGGGCUCCUUCCUGGUGCGGGAGAGCAGCAGGGAGAGAGGUCUGUAUUCGCUCUCAGUGAAGCACAGGAUCAUAAAGCACUAUCGUAUCUUCAGACUGGACAACAGCUGGUACUACAUCUCUCCUCGCCUCACUUUCCAGUGCCUUGAAGAUAUGAUCAACCACUACUCUGACUUUGCAGAUGGCCUGUGUUGUGCAUUAACCACCCCCUGUCUGUCAGGCACACCGCCGCCACCAGAUGUAAAUUCUGGAGCACCACCUGUUGUCAUGCGACACAACUUUGACUGGAGGAAAGUAGACAGGAGACAGCUGGUCAGCACAGCGUUGGAAAGUGACAACAUGGUGAGCUAUGGCGUCAGGAACAGCAUGGCCGCCUACCUGUCCUUUUCUGAAGACGCUGCACACACGGGAGCAGAGAGCAGGAAGAAGAAGAGUAAAUCUGUUUAUGGUUUCCCUGAAAGACGCCUCACAAACUUUGACUUAGAUGAUGACUUCUAGAGACAGUAGUGAGGUUUAAAAGACUGGAAUACCUUCAAGUGAAGGGCAGUAGAGGGCAUCCUUCUCUGAAAUCCACCACAUUUCUGAUGUCGGCAGUGGGCUGCACUGAACCGGCAAUUGUGUUAAAUAUACAAAACAAACAACGAAGUGUAUUAUAGUUUCUAAUGCGAGCACUUUGAAGUACUUUAACAAUAACGCAAAUUGCAUGACCACGUUGACUCAACUGAUAAGAUGAGACAGGACUAUAUGGAGAUGAACUGGACAAUGGUGCAAUUGAAUUGUGGUGUGUAUUCUGCACAUGAGCUGGAAAAAUGAACAACCAGGCAUUAUGAUAGUAUUUGAAUGCUAUGGGUAUUGUUGGGUAAUAUAUGUUUAUUAAUGAUUUUCAAACUAUUUUCCUUUGUUCUUAAUAAAUGUUGUAUGUUAAAAUUGUUAUAUUUUGACACCAACUUAAACAACAUCAUAUUUUCUUUUGUUGCAACUUUGAAAUAUUUUUACCUCAUUAAGUUGCUAUGGAAACGUGUUAGCAAACAGUGGCAAAUCCAGCAGAUACGGAGCAACAUCAGCAAUAAUUUGAAGUCGUGUUUGUGUCUACCUUUUAAGUCCAAACUCUCCUUUAAGCUCUGUUUUGCUCUCUACCAACUCAUAAGGGAAAUAUCUGUCUCUUUAACCGCUUAAUGCUCCACUUUGUUUACCAGCAAGUUGCAAACUUUCUGUGGUUUUAUCAGAGCCUUUUCAUUAAAAACAGCUGCCUGCUGUUAUGCAGAACAGUAAAGCUGUAAAAAAUUGGAUUAAAGAUGCUAAAAUGCUUCAUAGAGCUAACAGGAACUGCAGAGUUGGGGGAUAGGUGAUAGUCAUUUCAUCCAUUGUUAAUAUAGAAAUGUUGAUCAGAGCCGCUUUCAGUAUUAAAUAUUUGGGGUUGAGGAAGUAGAAGAAGUAAUCAUUUCGAAAAUGAUACACUUCAUUGAUGGAUACACAGAUAAUUCACUAAGAUAAGACUGUACAGAAACAAGCCACUGUGACAAUUCUGUAAUCUUUAUUUAUAUUAUACAUAUAUUUGAGUACUGAAGCCAAGAUUAUCAUUUGUGCACAAUGGCUGUAUUGUCCAUUCAGGUACUUGGGCAAAUACAGUGCUACAAGAUCUCUGAAAUAUGAAUAAAAGGUCAUGAUCUAGUAUUGUU
Messenger RNA from Micropterus salmoides (largemouth bass), 2176 nucleotides. It is a transcript of the gene sla1a, whose product is annotated as Src like adaptor 1a. The transcript has 8 exons. Lineage: Eukaryota; Metazoa; Chordata; Actinopteri; Centrarchiformes; Centrarchidae. The record is from RefSeq and is a predicted model, not a curated record. Bases 174 to 995 code for a protein of 273 amino acids. Gene Ontology annotation, molecular function: protein binding.